AUGAACGUUCAACCAGUCAUGCUUCCUCAGGGAUGGGAGGCCCGAUGGGACGCUGCCGCGGGCGCUACCAUUUACGUUGACCAGGCCACUGGCCACAGUCAGUGGGAGGUGCCCACGAGGCCUUCCUUCCCUUCCAACAACCCCUCGGUCUCCCCUCCUGCUCCCACUGGCCCCGCAGCCGCCGCCGUCGCCCACCACGGCAAGAGGAGACAAUACCCGACCGCUCAGAUGGCCGAGGUGUACGGCGGCCCGGCCCAGCAGCAGGCUCAGCAGCCGGCGUACGGAGCUCCUGGGUUCCAGCAGCCCCAGCAGGCUGGUUACCCAGGCCAGGAGCAGCCUGCCCAGCCCCAGCUCUUCACUCCAGGCAUGGAGCAGCAGCAGCCCGCAUUCCAGCAGCCAGCGUACCCCCAGCAGGGUGGUGUUGACCAGGUGACUGGGCAGUUCCAGAACCUCAACGUCGGCGCGCAGGGUUACGGCGGUGGUGCCCAGCAGCAGCCCGGCUACGGACAGCAGGCGUACGCGGAGCCCAAGCAGCUCCACCCCGUCAACACUGUCAACCUGAUCGGCAUGCAGCCCGAUGUUCGUGGUCUUGACGCGGCACCACCCCAGGCGCUCCUUCCUUCGAACGCCUCUGUCACCAACUCGGCCUUCAUCUACCCCGACCCUUCGUACCAGCGCUGCACCUUGGCGUCGAUGCCCACCACCCAGUCGCUGCUUAACAAGUCCAAGCUCCCGCUUGCGCUUGUGAUGGCCCCCUACCGCUCGUACCGCGAGUCUGACGGCGACGAGCCCGUCCCUGUCGUCUCCGAUUCGGUCAUUGCUCGUUGCCGUCGCUGCCGCGUCUACAUCAACCCCUUUGUGACGUUCACUGAGGGAGGCAACAGGUGGAAGUGCUGCAUGUGUGGUCUCAGUAACGAGGUGCCCCAGCUCUUCGACUGGGACUCGCGGGAGAACAAGCCUGCCGACCGCUGGGCCCGCAAGGAGCUCAACCACUCGGUCGUCGAGUUCAUCGCCCCCACCGAGUACAUGGUUCGCCCUCCCCAGCCUCCCGUGUACUGCUUUGUGAUCGACGUCAGCCAGGCGGCCAUCCAGAACGGCAUGGUGGCCACUGCCGCCCGUGCCAUCCUCGAGUCACUCGACAACAUUCCCAACGAGGACAAGCGCACCAAGGUCGCCUUCAUUGCCGUCUCGACCAGCCUCCACUUCUUCUCGCUCCCCGCCGGUGCCAAUGCCGAGUCGUCGAUGCUGGUCGUUUCGGACCUUGCGGAUGUCUUCCUCCCCAAGCCUGUCGACCUCCUUGUCAACCUCACCGAGUCGCGCCCUGCUAUCGAAAACCUCCUUGGCAAGCUUUCCGACAUGUUCCAGAACACCCACACUGUGGGCAACGCUCUCGGCUCGGCUCUCCAGGCCGCUCACGAGCUCAUUGGCAAGAUUGGUGGCAAGAUUAUUGCCCUCUCUGCCUCGCUCCCGACCAUUGGCACUGGUGCCCUCAAGGCCCGCGACGACCCCAAGCUUCUUGGCACGUCCAAGGAGAGCUCGCUGCUCCAGGCUGCGUCGAGCUUCUACAAGACGUUCGCCAUCGAGUGCUCAAAGUCACAGGUCUCGGUCGACAUGUUCCUCUUCUCGUCGCAGUACACCGACGUUGCGACUCUCUCGUGUCUGCCGCGCUACACCUCGGGUCAGACCUACCUGUACCCUGGCUUCAACGCGUCGCGCAGCGAGGAGGCGAUCAAGUUUGCCACCGAGUUUGGCAAGGUUCUCGCUACGCCCGUCGGUUUGGAGGCUGUCAUCCGUGUCCGUGCGUCGCGCGGAAUCCGUAUGUCUGCGUUCCACGGCAACUUCUUCAUCCGCUCUACCGACCUGCUCGCCUUGCCCGUUCUCCCCCUGGAUCAGAACUACGUCAUCGAGCUCCAGCUCGAAGAGGACCUCAAGCAGCCCUUCGUUGUCCUCCAGACUGCCGUCCUCCACACCACUUGCUACGGUGAGCGUCGUAUCCGUGUCAUCACCCAGGCUCUGCCUACCACGGACUCGAUCGCGCAGUUGUACGCUUCGGCCGACCAGGUCGCUAUCACGUCGUUCCUCACCAACAAGGCCGUCGAAAAGUGCAUGUCUGGCUCGUCCCUCGACGAUGCGCGCAACCUCGUCACCAACCGUCUCAGCGACAUGCUCCAGGUCUACAAGAACCAGGUCGCUGGCUCGGCCGGUGCCUCUGCGCAGCUGGCCAUCCCCGCCAACCUCUCGCUUCUUCCCCUCCUUGCCUGCGGUCUUGUCAAGCACGUCGGUCUCCGCGAGGGCGCUACUAUCCCUCCCGACCUUCGCGCAUACGCCCAGGACCUCCUCACGACUCUCCCCUGCCAGUCUCUCGUCCCUUACAUCCAUGCCCGUUUCUACUCGCUCCACAACAUGCCGGCCGAGGCGGGCACGAUUGGCGAGCACGGCGUCAUCCUCCCCCCCGCCCUCAACCUCACCUCGGAGCGUCUGGAGCGCCAUGGUCUGUUCCUCAUCGAGGACGGCCAGAACAUCUUCCUCUGGGUCGGCCAGGAGGCCGUCCCGCGCCUGGUCCAGGACGUCUUCGACCUACCCUCGUACGCCGAGCUUACCGGUGGCAAGUUCACCAUGCCCGUCCUGGACAACCCCUUCAACCAGCGCGUCAACGCCAUCAUUGCCAAGACUCGCGAGCUGAGGCGCGGCGUGUACAGGCCGUACCUGUACGUCGUCAAGAGCGAUGCCGAGCCCGCACUCCGUUCAUGGGCCCUUAGCCUGCUCAUCGAGGACCGUAUGGACCACAUGAGCAGCUACGCGCAGUACCUGACGCGCGUGAAGAACAAGAUCAACGGCGGUUCGUAG
Messenger RNA from Apiotrichum porosum, 2847 nucleotides. It is a transcript of the gene SEC24, whose product is annotated as COPII subunit. The record is from RefSeq and is a predicted model, not a curated record. The coding region runs from base 1 to 2847 and encodes 948 amino acids. Gene Ontology annotation, molecular function: SNARE binding; zinc ion binding. Gene Ontology annotation, cellular component: COPII vesicle coat; endoplasmic reticulum exit site. The transcript is spliced from 4 exons. Lineage: Eukaryota; Fungi; Basidiomycota; Tremellomycetes; Trichosporonales; Trichosporonaceae. Gene Ontology annotation, biological process: intracellular protein transport; endoplasmic reticulum to Golgi vesicle-mediated transport; COPII-coated vesicle cargo loading.